Molecule: messenger RNA, 2751 nt
Organism: Hemicordylus capensis (graceful crag lizard)
Lineage: Eukaryota; Metazoa; Chordata; Lepidosauria; Squamata; Cordylidae
Product: leucine-rich repeat and fibronectin type III domain-containing protein 1-like protein
Exons: 5
Coding region: 678-2546 (622 amino acids)
Molecular function (GO): protein binding
Source: RefSeq, a predicted model, not a curated record
GCGCUCCCCCAGUGGGCAUGGGCGGCGGCGGCGGCUACGGCGCUUGCUCGGGCUGUGGCAGCCGUGGGGAGGCGGGAGGGGAGGCGCCUUCUCCGCGACGCCGGCUGCCGAGCCGCCCUCCCACCCAGCGAGGCGCGCCGCGCCGGGCUCGGCCUGGCCCAGGCAGGCAAAGCAGCAUCCGGAGCAGCGCCCACCCUCCUCCUCCAGAGCGACGCCGCGCCCACCGCAGGCAGGCAGGCAGCAGGCGGGGUCCUCGCAGGGCGCGUGGCCAGCCGUGCCGCUGAGCCCCCGGGAGCCGAGGAGGACGAGCAGCCCUCCGGAGCGCGGCCGUCGCGUCAGCUGGGAUGGCUGCCUCAGAGCCCCCCGGGACUGCGGCAUUGAUGGGCGAACGGCAAGUCUGUGGCGAAUCUGCUCCUUCAAGGACUCCUCGUGAGAGCAAGCUACGGGUGAAAGUGGAUCCGCAUCUGGAGCAGGCCUGACAGGCCACUUGAGGAUCGCUGGAAGGCUUGGUUGUCUCCUCAAGUGAAGUCGGGGCGGGUAGGCAGUCUUAUUCCCCACGGUGGAACAGGCUGGCUCGUCAAGACAUCCGUGGGCCGGCUGGCGCUUGUGUCGUACCAAAAGUGCAGAACUCUCGGGAUUCCGCGGUGGAGGGUGCCGCCUGCCUUGCGUACCUUACCAUGGAAAGACUGGCCCUCUUGCUAUUGGUUAUUAGCACUGCUGUGAAGGCCAUGAUGAUGUGUCCGACGCGAUGCAUGUGCCAGAGCCUCGCACCGUCCUUCACCAUCCUUUGCACCAAGACGGGGCUUCUCUUUGUCCCUCCCAGCAUUGACCGGAGAACAGCAGAGCUCCGGCUGAUGGACAACUUCAUCACUACCCUCCGUCGCAAGGAUUUUGCCAACAUGACAGACCUGAUUCACUUGACGCUGUCUCGAAAUACAAUCAGUCAGAUUAUGCCUUAUGCGUUUUUUGACCUGAAAGGUCUUCACGCUUUACAUCUGGAUAGUAAUAGACUCACCUAUAUCAAUGAGGACCACUUCAGAGGGUUAAUCAAUCUUCGCCAUUUAAUUCUCAGUAACAACCAAUUAAAUUAUAUUUCACCUGGAUCACUGGAUGAUUUCAUUGACACAAUUGAGGAUCUGGACCUGUCCUACAACAAUCUUGUUAAUGUUCCCUGGGAAACUAUCGAGAGGCUCUCGAAUGCCAAUACCAUCAGCUUGGAUCAUAACCUCAUUGAGUUUGUCCCCGAGGGAAUCUUCUCCAACCUUCACAAACUGGCUCGGCUGGACAUGACCUCCAACAAGUUGAAAAAGAUCCCCCCCGACCCCCUCUUCUCCCGCAUCCCUGUCUAUGCCAAACCAAAGGGGUCCCCUUUGUCCUCUCUGGUGCUGAGUUUUGGGGGGAACCCCCUGCACUGCAAUUGUGAACUUGUGUGGCUGAGGCGUCUUACCAGGGAGGAUGACCUGGAGACAUGUGCUUCCCCGCCGGAGCUGAUGGGUAAGUACUUCUGGUCCAUUCGGGAGGAGGAGUUUGUUUGUGAGCCUCCAAUGAUCACACACAGGACCCCCAAGCAGGUUGUCAUGGAAGGCCAAAGUGUGUCCUUGAAGUGCAAAGCUGUGGGUGACCCAGAGCCAUACAUCCGCUGGAUUUCGCCCAGGGGAAAGCUGGUCUCCAAUACAUCUCGGAUGGUUUCCUAUGAGAAUGGCACCUUGGAUAUUUUGGUGACCUCAGCAGAGGAAAAAGGUACAUUCACCUGCAUAGCAUCCAAUGCGGCAGGGGAGUCCACAGCACCGACUGAGCUCCUGGUAAAUCCGUACCCUCCUCUUGCUAAUAGCACAAGUUGUGACAAGGAGGCUGAGCCGGGCCCCUCGGACAUCCUGACCUCUGCCAAGUCGAGCUUCCCCAAUGAAACCAAAUCUCGCCAGGAGAGGAAGGUGGCAGUUGCUGAGUUGACCUCAUCCUCUGCUCUCAUACAGUGGCCUUCCCAGCACCACAUCCCAGGAAUACGAAUGUUCCAGAUCCAGUACAACAGCUCUGUUGAUGACAUCUUGGUGUACAGGAUGAUCCCAGCGGCCAGCAAGUCCUUCUUCUUGACCAAUCUGGUUGCUGGGCGUGACUACGAUCUCUGUGUCCUUGCUGUGUAUGACGAUGGCGUGACCUCUCUGACAGCGACCAUGGUGGUCGGGUGUGUGCAGUUCACCACUGAGGAGGAAUAUCGGCAGUGCCGCUCCCUCCACGCCCAGUUCCUCGGGGGGACCAUGAUCAUCAUCAUCGGAGGCAUCAUUGUGGCUUCCGUGCUUGUUUUCAUCUUCAUCCUCCUGAUGAAGUACAAAGUUUACACCAACCACCACAAAAACAAGCACACAAAAGUGAACAAUGUUUGUUCUCAGACGAACGGCAGCCAGAGUGGGCCCCUGGCUCACUCCAGUUCCAAGCUGCUUGAGGGGCUACAUCAGGAAUGCUCAGGAAUGCCCCCCAGAGGCAAAAUGGUGGUUGAUGUGGAGUGUGAAAAAGCAGCCCCUCCGGACACUGCUGCUCUGAGGAGCUGAGUGUGCUCCCAGUCACCACACUAGAGACCAGGUGUGUGGUGGUGCGAAAGAAUGACUCCAGUGAUUGUCUUUUAAGCUUCACUACUAUUGUCUAUUUUUAAGAUCAGAUGGUUUAAAAAACUAUUUUUUUAAUCUGUAAAAGUUCUUGCAUUCUUAACUAUUUUUGUUGCUCUAUAUUAAAUAUAAAGUGUGUGAUUUACAAGGA